UGUGGAGUGUAGUGGUGCUGUCUACCUCUCAAGGUUGUUUGGUACGGAGUGCAUAUGUCUAAAAGAGAACUCUCAAAUGGUAGCCUGAAUAUAGAUUGCCACUAAAGAUUCUUAAACUUAUUGAGUGCUUUGGUAAGUAUAGUUUUACAGUUCUUUAUUAAUUUUUUGUGCACAUUUUUUUACCCUACCCUAAAAGAGCUAACACCAAACUAUACUGCAAACUGUGCGGUUUGUAUGACCAGAUCUAACAUAGGUGUGCAGUGCAUGUGUAACGUAGGGUUGUUGUCUUUUGAAGAGGCAGAAAUAUUUGGAUAUUUUGGUGACUAACGAGGGGUUUACUGCACUGCGUUUCCCCCCACAGAUGAGGGUAGAAAGAAUGCUUUAAUCUGAGUUCAUGCACACAUAGUGAAGUGUGGCAGUGAUUGUAAUAACCCCAAAUUGUUGAUAAUGACAGUAUUAAAGUAAGGGAUGCAUGAUAGUUAUCGGGGUUGAUAAUUGGGGGACAUUAUAUUGUGUAUUAUUAACGACAAUGGAAUUAUGCCCAAUUAUACAAAGCCAAAUUGCUUCAAAGUAAACGAGAUCUACGACGUGCAAACUAUUGACAUGUAUCUAGUUAUUCUUUAUAACAAGUCAUGCAAGUUGAGAUAUAAGCUAUGCAAUAAUAGAAAACCAUUGAACAUAAUUCUUAACUUUUGAGUUAUAACACUAUUUUACAUGCUAUAAUUACAUGUCAUUUCUGCUAAGAGUGCACUUUUGCUUAGGAGGAUGCAGUCUUGUUGGUAAUAAGAACAAGAAAUAACUUCCUUUGUCACUGGUUUUGCUUCAGUACAUACGAGCCGGUUUGCAGUCUAGUUUGGGAUUCAGGGUGCAGAGAAAAUUAACCGUAGAAAACUUAAAUGUCUUUGGCUUCCAACGUCAGUGUUUCUCAGUCUUGGUGUGUGUUGUUGUGAAGUCCCAUUGAUGUAAUUAGAGAUUUCAUGUAAUAGUUGCUCAUUAAGAGAUUGAGAAACACUGUUUUUAAAACACAAUUUAUACACAGUUUCAAAAUAUGAUGUCUUAUACUUACAUUUAGGAACAUAUUUUAGCAAAAAUAAAAUAUCUUACAUUCCAGUACUAUAAGGUAAGGGUGUGUGUAUGAGACGUGAACAUAAGAUGGCCAGUAUGCUUUAAACUUCUAUUUGAGUGUAUGAAGUGUGUGAAAUACCUGCAGCUGACGGUCGUAUGUCUCUCUCUUGUGUCUUUGUCUCCUCUGCAGUUUGCACCUCACCACCUUCUGCCUGCAGUACAGACCCACUGUGGUCGCCUGCGUCUGCAUCCACCUGGCCUGCAAGUGGUCCAACUGGGAGAUCCCCGUGUCCACAGACAGCAAACACUGGUGGGAGUACGUGGAUCGCAGCGUCACGCUACAGCUGCUGGACGAGCUCACACACGAGUUUCUUCAGAUCCUUGAAAAGACGCCCAGCAAACUGAAGAGGAUACGAAACUGGAGGGCUAUUCAAGCAGCUAAGAAGCCAAAGUCGGAUGGCUCUUCUGUGGACAGUGUGUACCAGGGGACGUCCUUAGAUGGCCUUCCCGGAGUCAGCAACUCCUUCUUCCCCUCUACUUCCUCAGACUCUUCAGAUAUGCCGUCCCUCAACAACAUCGCAGCCUCCUACGCUUCCUACCAGCCGCUGAGCGACGAGUCAAAGAGCUGCGGAUACGACAACUUCCCCGAGCCGGACUUCACGCUGGUGAAACACGAACACAAAGCUGCCGGCGGCUCCAGCAGCAAACAGCAGCCGCUCAAUGCAAACGCUGCCACUUUUUCACGGCCGCAGAAAGUGUUGACUCUGGAAAAGUACCGAGAGAAACACGCGGCGACGGACGUGACCUCGCAGAACGGCGUAAAGGACGAGUCGAACACAGACAUGUACAUACCUCCCCAAACCUCCUCGCACCACCACAAGAAACGCUCCCAGCAGGCGGGGCAGUCGGGCGACGGCAGGAGAGAGAAGAGCAGCUCGAAAAAGGCUCGGCUGCCUCACUCUUUAGCGGAAAACGGCUCGGCAACGGGUGAAGAGCUCAAGAUGAGAAUCAAAGUUUCGUCGGAGCGUCACGGCGGCUCGGAGCCAGGCGGUAAAGACAAGCACAAAGAGCAUCACCGCCACUCGAAACACGGCCACUCGCAUCCUUACGCCCUCAGUGGGAACGCCCGGGGGACAAUAGACAGCGCCUCGUUAUCGAUAAGAGCUCCUGACGGGGCCUCCUCCUCUUCCCGAAAAAGACCUCACUCUGAAGCAGGAAACCACCACCACCAUUCGUCCAAGAGCCGGAGCUCCAAAGCAGGUUCGGCCCAUUUCUCGUCAGAAGGAGGCCAGAGGAUGAUGGAGCAUCACGGCCACGACGGCACCAACGGCAUGCUGACCACAAACGGCCAACACACCGACUACAAAGACACUUUUCGACAUGCUGGACUCUUUACUAAGUGCCCAAGGAAUGAACUUGUAACCCUCGGAGAGUCCGCAGUGUUGUCUAGAAUAAGGUAUUACCAUGUUUAAUAGAAAGAAUUUAUUUGUCUUAAGUUAUCUGCAUCGCCCUCAGUCGUGUCUACACACUGAUGAUUCUCUGUCAGAAAAAAAAUCAUAUGCAUAGAGCUGUGUACUACUAGCUUGCAACAAAAAAAAAAGUUUUAAAGAAUUACGGCUGAAAUAAUGAGAUUUUAAACAUUCUUUGACAUUAUGAUUUUUAUCGUGCAUGUUUUUAAGUCACAAAAGGGAAGCUAGUGUUCGCAGCCACCGUGACAGUUUACAAACGGUCCUUUUUCUUUGUUUUUUUCCCCCGUACGUUGAAGACAUUUUGUUCCACUGAAAAUCUCAGGUCUUGAACUUUUUUGAUAUAAGAACGAAUCUUCCUCUGUUUGGGUUUGUUACCUGUAUCUGUGGAGAUGUAUCACCUCGUCCGUUUGCUGACGACGACGACGGCAGCACCUCGUGUGUCUGUCUUUAGGGAAAACAUGGUCUGCUUACUUUUCAAAGAGUGCAUCAAUAGCUCAACAAAAAAAAAACGAAAAACUAACAUGUCUAUUUGCUGUUUAUCGGGACUCCUAAGGCCGCACCUGAACUUAAUGAAGUUUACGUUACAUCUGCUGUGAAAGUGCAUUUAAGAUAUAUAGGCUAAAAAUUACAAAAAGGGCCAUGUGAUUGUACCUUGUCAAUCGCUAUACUAGGGCUGCUUGAUUAUGGCAAAAAUCAUAAUCGCGAUUAUUUGGGUCAAUUAUUGAUAUCACGAUUAUCCAUUUACUUUGAAAACAUCAAUUUAUUGGAGAAUUUCUUUUUUAACAGUUGAUUACCCUGAACUUUAAGUAAAAUUCAACUGAAAAAGAAAAAAUAGUUUUAUUUAGUUUACGUAAUUGCGAUUAAAAUACGAUUAAUUGAGCAGCCCUACGCUAUACAGUAUGAUAAAUGUUAUUAACUACCAGAAAAUCUCUAAAAUAAGAAUGUGUAAAUAGGACUGUAGUUAUCGCAUCAGUCCAGACCUUCCUCAUUCAGUGUAUCAUGGGAUCUAAAGCAGCAGACUCUGUAUUGAUGAACAUAUCCUCGAUUUGUGUAUUGGGAGCCCAAAUAAAGGUGUAAAAGUGACUUCUGUGUCAAAAACAUGGA
Messenger RNA from Trematomus bernacchii (emerald rockcod), 3638 nucleotides. RefSeq names its product cyclin-T2-like. Gene Ontology annotation, cellular component: nucleus; cyclin/CDK positive transcription elongation factor complex. Gene Ontology annotation, biological process: regulation of transcription by RNA polymerase II; positive regulation of DNA-templated transcription, elongation. Bases 1623 to 2537 code for a protein of 304 amino acids. NCBI's taxonomy places the organism in Eukaryota, Metazoa, Chordata, Actinopteri, Perciformes, Nototheniidae. The transcript has 3 exons. The record is from RefSeq and is a predicted model, not a curated record. Gene Ontology annotation, molecular function: cyclin-dependent protein serine/threonine kinase activator activity.